CCACUACAUGAAAGUUUGCCUAGAAUUUCAAGAUCAUGGAGUUGGACUGAAUGCUGCACAGUUCAAACAUCUGCUAAUUUCAGCCCUGAAAGACCUGUUUGGAAAGGUCCAUGCUGCCUUACCCUGGACAUCCUAACCUAUGAAGAAAAGACUUUGUCAGCCAUCUUGAGAAUAUGUAGCAGUGGUCUUGUCAAAUUGUGGAGCUCUUUGACCCUAUUAGGAUCCUACAAAGGCAAAAAAUGUGGCUUUCAGAGUGAUUCAGGUUUCUUCAUUUCUCCUUGCAUUAUCUGGUAAUAGUAGGGAACUAGUAUUGGACUGAAUAGCCUGCAAGUUCAGAAACAUUUCUUCACUCUAAAAAACAUUGUUUGGUCCCCGCUUGAUGUUGGAAGACUGAAGCAGGGUAAAAGCCUCUGUUUAUGAAAUUUGAGGGUGCUGAAAGAUGUUCCCAGUAAUUUCCAGCUGUCGUCUUUGGUGGGCUGGGCUUCGGAGGAGAGUCUGCCUAAACCAGCCAGUGCUGAACAGGCAGCAUUGUCAGCAUAUGCACGUCAAAGUUGGAGACCGGGCUGAACUUAGCAGGGCCUUCACAUACAGGGAUAUGGCUACCUUCUCAGAGUUAACAGGCGAUGUCAAUCCUUUGCAUUUCAAUGAAAAUUUUGCAAAACCCACCAAGUUCCGAAAGAUAAUUGUACAUGGGGUUUUGAUCAAUGGACUUAUCUCAUCUCUCCUGGAUACUAAAAUGCCAGGGCCAGGCUGUGUAUUUCUUUCUCAGGAAAUUAACUUUCCAGCCCCUUUAUAUAUUGGAGAAGUUGUUUUAGCUUCUGCAGAAGUGAAAAAACUAAAGCGGUUCAUUGCUGUUAUUGAAGUGUCAUGUUCUGUAAUAGAAAGUAGAAAGACUAUUAUGGAAGGCUGGGUUAAAGUUACAAUCCCAGAAAUUCCUAAAUCCUGAAAUAUGUGUUUAAAGAUGUAAGUUCUGACACCAAUGGCAUUGUUAUUAAAGAAUGGCUGGGGAAUCAGGGAUUAUUACUCUUCACCAAGGAAAGGCUAUAGGACCAGAAACCUAUAUUAGGGGAAGGGAACAGAGAUAGGAGUGUUCACAUGUCCACUCUCCAGUAUGGCAUUACAUUUCAUGCAGACUUGAGUGUAUGCAAGAUUUCAUCAUCUGUCUAGGUUUU
Nycticebus coucang (slow loris) is the source of this 1172-nucleotide messenger RNA. Its product is annotated as hydroxyacyl-thioester dehydratase type 2, mitochondrial-like. The record is from RefSeq and is a predicted model, not a curated record. The transcript has a single exon. Lineage: Eukaryota; Metazoa; Chordata; Mammalia; Primates; Lorisidae. Bases 440 to 946 code for a protein of 168 amino acids.